CCCCUCGAUAUCUUUUUUUUAAAUUCUUGGAGCAAUGAGUAAGGCCUCAUCGUCGUCGUCUUCAGAUGCCAAGCAGCAGCCCGUUCUGGGUGAGCAAGAGCUGCGCAUCGCCGCCAACCAAUUCAGCAACGAGCUCAAGGCCAUAGCGAGCAAGAUCGGAGAGCUUGAGCUGCAGCUGGACGAGCACACGCUAGUCAUUAAGACCAUGACGCCGAUGCCCGAGGACCGCAAGUGCUUCCGUCUUAUCAACGGGGUUCUGGUCGAGCGCACCGUAAGGGAGGUGCUGCCGGCACUUACAACCAACAAGGAGGGUAUUACCAAGUCUAUUGAGCAGCUUACAGCACAGUACCGGACAACAGACAAGGAGUUUGCCGAAUUCCAGAAAGUCAACCACAUUCGUAUAGCGGCAGCCUGAGAUCAGCAACAACAAAA
Molecule: messenger RNA, 432 nt
Organism: Kickxella alabastrina
Lineage: Eukaryota; Fungi; Kickxellomycota; Kickxellomycetes; Kickxellales; Kickxellaceae
Product: putative prefoldin subunit 2
Exons: 1
Coding region: 35-415 (126 amino acids)
Biological process (GO): protein folding
Cellular component (GO): prefoldin complex; cytoplasm
Molecular function (GO): protein folding chaperone
Source: RefSeq, a predicted model, not a curated record